Cylas formicarius (sweet potato weevil) is the source of this 2040-nucleotide messenger RNA. Its product is annotated as vesicular glutamate transporter 1-like. Gene Ontology annotation, biological process: transmembrane transport; monoatomic anion transport. The transcript is spliced from 8 exons. Gene Ontology annotation, molecular function: transmembrane transporter activity. NCBI's taxonomy places the organism in Eukaryota, Metazoa, Arthropoda, Insecta, Coleoptera, Brentidae. Gene Ontology annotation, cellular component: plasma membrane. The coding region runs from base 413 to 1903 and encodes 496 amino acids. The record is from RefSeq and is a predicted model, not a curated record.
AUCAGCACGUCAUCGAUUGAUGACGACGAAGGCACGCGAAACUUGUGCUAUUUUAUAUUCUAUUGGGGUCAAACGGAACGCAGCUGCGUCUUCGAAACUAGAACGGGCGUCGGAAGCGUCAGGGACGAAAAAAUAAGUCAUAGUUUUGCGUCGAGCUACGCUCGAAGAACUACUACGACCGUAACGCAAAAAGCUCCGUUAAAAAAAACGUUUAAGAUUCCCACGCAGCUCUAUCGUCUCGGUGCCGCGCAAACAAUUGCUAAUACUUUGCGGUGAAACCCAAUUCUGCCAGUUUACAAAAACGUAUCGCCGAGAUUAGCGACGCUGCUAAAAUUACCGCGGUAUGUGGAUGUUACAAAAUACGUGAAUAAGUAUUGAAAUCCACCAACGGGGUUAUAACACUGCCGGGAUAAUGGGUAUAAGAGAUGUACCGGUCAGGUUCUGGAUAGCUGUAACAAUCUUUGCUACUUCAUACGUCAGUAACACUAUUAGAUUUAAUAUGGCGGUCAGUAUUAGGCACAUGGCGAACAAUUUUGAAGAGGAUAACAGUACCUAUGACGCGCUGUCUGUUGACGGACUAAACAAUACCACGAAUUCCACAACAGAUGUAAGAUACCAAAAGCAAGAAUUUCCUCGACAAAACUGGACUACGGAUAUCCAGAAUCUUAUUCUGGAUUCUUACUUUUGGGGGUACGUGGUGUCCAGCGCCCCCAGCGGCUUUAUAGCGGAGUGGUUCGGUCCGUACUACACUGUAUUGUACGCUCUGAUCCUAUCGGCUUUCUUCAACUCGCUCUGUAUCAGGGCAGCGCCUUGGCACUUCGUGCCUUUGAUUUUGUGCCGUUUUAUAUUGGGACUAUUAUCUGGGAGCAUAUAUCCGUCGCUACAAUGUCUGAUAUCGCGUUGGGCGCCACAUUCAGAGAAGGGCAGAUUUGUAAGCGCGCUCAUGGGAAACGCAUUAGGGAUAUGUGUUUGUUACACUCUAGUAGACGUAGUUAAUACUUCGAUAGACGUCGAAUGGGGCCUUCAUUUUCUCUCUAUUCAAAUAGCCGUGUUUUGCCUGAUUUUCGGUCUCGUCGCAUCAGACGGUCCUUCGGACCACAAGUGGAUCUCCGACGACGAGCGCAAACUGAUAAAAGAUAAUACAGACAUCUCCGUCCCAUUGGGCAAGUACGUGCCUCCAUAUUUAAAAAUACUCACAUCCGUGCCCUUUUGGGCAUUGUGCGUUUGUCAGUUCGGCGACCUCUGGGGAUUAUAUUUCCAAGCUACGUGCAUGCCGAAAAUAUUCCACGGAAUUUUUGGAUUCGGCUUUAAGACUUCCACAGCUCUAGCCAUGACGCCUUACUUAUUUAGAAUGAUUUUUGGAAUCGCUUUUGGUCACGUCUGCGAUCGAGUCGAGUUCAAGGGAGCUUGGUCCAAAGACCACGUCAGAAAACUAUUCAUUUUGUUUUCGCACAUUGUACCUGGAAUAGUGAUAAUGUUUACGAUACUCGCGGCAAGUAGUUACGCUACGACUUUGGCCGUUUUAAUUCUGAGUAUGGCGUUCAACGGCGCCGCAGUUGCAACUAAUCUCAGAAACGUCCAUGAUCUCUCCCCGAAUUUCGCUGGUCCCCUCUUUGGCGCCGUGAACUCUCUUGGCAGCACCGCAGGAUUUUUAACACCUCUGGUGCACUCAACGCUUACCCAUGACAAUAGGGAUCACUGGAAAUGGAACGGCGUGAUCGCUGGUUGUAUCUAUAUUCUGUGUGGCCUGUUUUUCAUUGCCUUUGGAACCUCCCAAGCUCAGCCGUGGAACGAGUUAUCAGGGAGAAACUCUGAGGACGCCGCCAUUUUUGAUAACGGAUCAGAUGAACCUAGAGUUGGCCCUUCUAGACAAGUAGACGAGAGGAGUCCUUUGAAUGCUUAGAAGCUUUUUUUCUGAGUUGUUUAUCAAUAUUUUCUUAUUUUUUUAAAUCAUUUUUUGUAAUAGCUGUACUUAUUUUCUUUGUGAGUUGUUUUUAUUACAUUUUGUUUAUUUUUAAUUAAUAAAAUAGAGGAAAAAAG